Messenger RNA from Octodon degus (degu), 948 nucleotides. Its product is annotated as olfactory receptor 5B2-like. The record is from RefSeq and is a predicted model, not a curated record. NCBI's taxonomy places the organism in Eukaryota, Metazoa, Chordata, Mammalia, Rodentia, Octodontidae. Gene Ontology annotation, biological process: G protein-coupled receptor signaling pathway; sensory perception of smell. Gene Ontology annotation, molecular function: odorant binding; olfactory receptor activity; G protein-coupled receptor activity. Gene Ontology annotation, cellular component: membrane. The transcript has a single exon. Bases 1 to 948 code for a protein of 315 amino acids.
AUGGCGCUCGUGGAGAACAGCACUGAGCUGGGUGUUUUCAGACUGCUUGGGCUGACUGGCAUCCCAGAGCUCCGCGUCUCCCUCUUCCUAAUGCUUGCCCUCAUCUAUCUCAGCACUCUCCUCGGGAACCUGGGCAUGGUCACGUUGAUCCUGUUGGACUCCCGUCUGCACACUGCCAUGUAUUUUUUCCUCAGCAACCUCUCCCUGGUCGACUGCAUUUACUCCUCCACCGUGACUCCCAAGGUGAUGGCCGGGCUUCUCACGGGGGAUCAAGUCAUCUCCUAUGGCGGUUGUGCUGCUCAGAUGUUCUUCUUUCUGGCUUUCGCGCUUGUUGACUGCUUCCUACUUGCUGCCAUGGCCUAUGACCGCUGUGUCGCAGUCUGCAAGCCCUUACAGUACGCCACCAUGAUGACUGUGAGCGUGUGUGCUCACAUGGUGCUCGGCUGCUACGCCUGGGGUGUCAUAGAAUCUUCCAUCCACACCGGGCUCACCUUCUCCCUCUCCUUCUGCCGUUCUAAUGUGAUACAUCACUUUUUCUGUGACAUCCCCCCAAUGCUGGCUCUCUCCUGCUCUCCCAUCCACGUGAAUGAGGUUGUACUCUUUAUCCUUGCAGCAUUCAAUGUCUCCUUUGCCCUGGCAGUGAUCCUGACCUCCUACCUGUUCAUACUCAUUGCCAUUCUGAGGAUGCACUCGGCAGAAGGGAGGAAGAAAGCCUUCUCCACCUGCGCCUCCCACCUCACCGCGGUGACCAUGUUCUACGGGACCGUCAUCUUCAUGUACCUGCAGCCCAGCUCCAGUCACUCGAUGGACAGUGACCAAAUGGCUUCUUUGUUCUACACCACCAUAGUCCCCAUGUUGAACCCAAUUGUCUACAGUUUAAGGAAUAAAGAGGUUAACAGUGCUCUGAAGAAAGCCAUAGAGAAGUGUAAGGUGCUGCUCAGCACAUAA